Molecule: messenger RNA, 972 nt
Organism: Glarea lozoyensis ATCC 20868
Lineage: Eukaryota; Fungi; Ascomycota; Leotiomycetes; Helotiales; Helotiaceae
Exons: 3
Coding region: 1-972 (323 amino acids)
Biological process (GO): mycotoxin biosynthetic process
Source: RefSeq, a predicted model, not a curated record
AUGAAUUACUCCCCAGUAUCGAAGGAGGAGAGCUUGGAGGAUGCAAGUUAUGCUAGUGCCAGUCUACGUGGCCUUUCACCUUCGAGACGUAGCUGGGCAGGCAGAACAAUCACUAUAUUGAAUGUAGCCUUGUUUAUCGCAUCGACCGCCCUCUUCCUCAAGUCCUCCAAUAUUACGAAUCGUCAGGAUUGGGCAUUGGAGCAGGUGUCAUAUUUCUCACCACUUUUUACCCGACUAAAGAUACCUUUCGUUGCAAAGGUAGUUCAGGGAGACUUAUUCAACGAGGACAAUCUUCUUCUGCGGCAGUACCCUUCUCCCGAGGUCGAUGACGCCUGGGAGGCCCUGACAGAUGUUGGUGUAGUGAUAAUCAAUAAAGAAGAGGUAGUCAAGCUCGGAAAAGACCCGAAAAAGGCAGUGAAAGCUCCUCCAGAAUGGGGUUCGUGGCUCUUCUUCACUCUUGCGACCUGUACACUGACUGCAGCUUCAGGACAUGGCGAGAAUUCUUAUUUAGCUCAACCAGACGGCCAACAUGCUCUCCACUGCUUGAACGCCAUUCGCAAGUACGCAUACCGAGAGCAUUACUACCCUUCGCAAACUACAAGUCCAUCGAGCAGCCAUUCCCCCAAUCUUACCAGCACCUCACCACUUCAGCCCUUCCAUCAAGCUCACUUGUCACAUUGUCUACACGUUUUGCUCCAGACUUUGACUUGCGACUUCAGCACAGAUAUGAUAACGCACAACUGGAUGGAAACACAAGACUACCCGUUCCCCGACUUUGCUAUAAAUAAGAAGUGUAGAGAUCAUUCUGAGAUACUGAAAUGGCAAGCGAAGGAGCGCAUCAGUGUGGAUAUGUGGAUAGAAAUGUCUAAACGUGGUCCCCAGCCCGGAGAAGAAAUUCUCAAAUUGCCUCCUAAAUUGAAAGCUUGGUCGCAAAGUGAUGUUACAGAUGGUCAAAGCGAAAAAGGGCAUUAA